Durio zibethinus is the source of this 357-nucleotide messenger RNA. RefSeq names its product Pre-rRNA-processing protein TSR2, conserved region. NCBI's taxonomy places the organism in Eukaryota, Viridiplantae, Streptophyta, Magnoliopsida, Malvales, Malvaceae. The record is from RefSeq and is a predicted model, not a curated record.
AUGGGAUCCUUGAAUGGGGACAACCGUUCGAGUUUUCCCUCUACUCUUCAAAAGCCUGAGGCUGCCUUUCAUCUCCAGGAAGGAAUUACGUUGCUUCUGUCCCGAUGGCACGGUCUUCAAAUGGCUGUCCAAAACCAAUGGGGUGGCCACGAUUCCUUUCAGAAAUCCCAACAGCUUGCCGCUGAUGUCUUCUCUUGGUUCUUUCAAUCCAAAGCACUUGAGAUAGAAGAUUUAGAAAAUUUGCUUCAUGAAAGCAUGCUACUAUCUCUAAAUACAGAGAUUGAGGAUGGAAGCAUUGAGGAGGUAGCGGAACAGUUGAUGAUUAUGUAUGAAGAAUACUUGCAUGGAAAUCAUUAA